CGCGCGCACACACGCACACUCUCGCGCGCGCGCGCAUAUAAUUAUUUUAUUAAAUAUUAUUUACCCGAUAGUGAAACUACAAUAAUAAUGUAUACAAUAAAUUUCAUUCCGAUAACAGAGAAAAAAAAAUAACAUUUAUAGUUUAAAAUUAUACUUCCACUAGCGUUAAUUAUUAUAAUACGACAAUUUACGCGUAAAUCGACGUUGGUGACUAAUUAAAUUGAUGUUUUUAUUCAGUCGUGUAUGUGUAUCGCGUCGUAUUAUACAUGCAUAUUAUUAUUGUUAUUAUUCAACUCUAUCUAUUUUGAUAAAUCAAUUUUCAUUCCUCGGCGAUUAUCGAAGAAUAAUCAGCUCGGCGAUCCGGUUUCAGAUUCUUAAGUUUUUCGGCUUGUUUUGUUGCGUGCGAGCUUAUUACCAAUAUUCGAUGCCGACAGGAUGGACGUUUGACACGAAAACGAUCUUUCACAUACUAUCAUAGACGCUUUACAUCAGCUAAAAACGGCGAAAGUGAAACUAUAGAAGACGAAGACCCAAUGAGUGACGUGAAAGAUGAAGUCAAAGUUGACAAUGACAAAAGUAUUGAGCAGCAGCAAGGAUCACCAAAAUCUGUCGAUGCUGACAUUCCAAUGACAUUUGUGGAUACAGAUCACAAUUCACUAGAACAGUGUAAAAAAAAUGAAGAUACUGAAGAAAAGGAAAAUGACCCGUCGACACCGGACGAAAUGUUAAAUACAGUACGUCUGGUAGGUGAGCCACUGGCCACACACGGCCCAUACACGUUUUACAGUGCUUUAGCUUAUCGCAAACGCGAUGGCAUAACAAAAAAAAAGAGACAGCGAUGGAAAAAGCCAAUGACAGGAGUGGAUGAUGAAAGCGAUAACGCUGCCGAGUCUUAUGAUUCGUCUUCGUCGUGUUGCUGUGCAAAUAAUGAUGCCGGCAAUGAUUUAUGUUUCUGUGACGAUGGUUCGUCGUCAUCAAGGUCUUCGUCAUCGUCUCGUUCUGAAUGGUCAGUUGUGCAUAUGAAUCAUUUCUAUGCAGUUCGCCCAUGGUACAGCAAGAAAAACAGCAGUAUUAGUGAUCGGCAGCAGCUGCGGCAGCAAAGGCGUCAUCGAGAAAACUCACCAAAAUUGCCCAAAACAACUACUGCAGCAGCAGAGAGACGACAGCAUCACUAUCAGCAAUCCGUAUGUAUUGGUGAACUGGAGCUAUUAUGGCGUGAUGACAGCGUGGUAACGUCAUCAACAGCUCCAUCAUCAUCUUCGUCACAACUCAAGAAACGUAAUAAUAACAGAAUCGUGCCUCCUGCACUGUUAACAGUGGCAUCAAAUGGCAAUGGUGAUGGAACAGAUAGUAUGGCAAGCAGUAAUAUCCAUGCCGGUGCUGUGGUCAGUUCAGAUGACGACGACGGUGUUAGUGGUGGAUUUGACGAUGAUUCAUCAACAUUAUUGCCACGCCGUCGCACUUUACCCAGACGCACUCGUCAGCCGUCGGCUAAGAAACUUGAGGCUGCUGAAUCUUACGCUGCAGUGGCAGCUGCAGCAGCGUCUGAUAACCAUCUCUUACCACAGUCACCAUAUAACCGCAAUCGAUUAUCAACAGCUGCGCCAUCAGAUCCCACCUCUGUGGGUGUUCCAUUGUUAUCGCCAGACGCUCAGUACAGUCAUGGAAACGUCCUGUGCAGCGUUCGGUUAUAUGUGAUGCCUGACCAGACAGCCGCCGGUCGACUCGGUGGUGUACACGGUGAGGAUGAAGUGUUAGAGAUCAAUACUUGGAGUGCUAGUGGGGGUGCAGAAAGAUGGCCGAGUAACAUAUUUAUGAACGGCAACAGUAGUGUAGGAUCUAUCUACAACGGUGGGGGUAGCGUUGACGAUUAUGGUUAUGGUAGUGGAAGUCAUUCGUCAGGAACAUUACCAUCUGGCUGUUCAGGAUUAGUAUUGCGAGCCGAAGAUUUUGUCGAAUGGGUACGCGGUGGACUGAUGAAUGAUGAUGACGAAAAUGAAGACACAGAAUCUGAUGAUAAGUCAUCAGAAUCGGAUUGUGAAGACAACAGCUCUAAUGACCGAAAAUGCAACAAAAUAGAAACUUCAAAAUCUAAGGAUGAGCAACAGUUAGAGUUGUCAUCAUUAGUAACUGACACUAAGGCUGAUGUAAAACAAAGUCAGGAAGAGAUAUUAAAAACUUGGGACAAUGAUAAAGUAAAAUUAGAAACAACCCUGAUCAAAGAUGAAGUGAUGAAAGAAAUUUCUGUAAAUCCAGUAAAAGUGAAAAAGGAACAAGAAGAGUUGACUGUAGCAGUUGAUUUUGGUGUCGAUAGUAGUAAAUUAAUGAAACAGAAACUCGAUAGCUGUGGCAGAAACUUUUACUCAAAAAUUGCUGUUGACGAGGCUGUAGAAGCAGAACAUGUUCCCUUAGCUGCAGCUAGAAUUCACAAAAAACCGUGUGAAAGUGUUACUUACCGCCAUCGACACUGCCGUCGCCAGCGCCAUGGUUUAAAUCACAGGUCAUUAGUAAAUGGUGAUAGCACUAGUACUGUCGAUAAGAAAAACAAUCCUCGCCAUGAUAAUGGAUCAGCGGUGAUAAAUAAAGUUGAAAAGAAGCAGGACAAUGAUCAAAAAUGUUGCUGCUAUUGUUGUAAACGCCGUCGUCAAAGUUUCCGACAUAAUGAAAAAAGAACAAAUAGCAGUGUCAAUGUGGGUAGUAAUAUUAAACAACGAUUGGUGGUUAUGAGCUACUCUCGAUACUGCCGAUAUAGAGCACAAUUGCAACGUAAGCGUGAAGAGCAGUUGAACCAGGGAAAUACCCCUGUUGCCAUAGCUGAUAAUAAAGAAAAGUUGAUGACAGCCACAUACCGUGGAGUAGAUUCAAUGACCAGAGUGCUAUUUUGUCGGGACACAUAUGAUUAUCCAGCUGAACUUCUGUUGGAGCCUUUUAAUGCGCAACAAAACCAUCAGCAAAACACGGCAGUGUUGGUCAACCACAUGGCGCCUAAACUCAAAGGCUGGCCUUCUCAUCCAGCAUCCUGGAUGUCAUUCCGAUGGAACCGAGUGCGCCGUCGGUUACGUCAUCUUGAGCGUGGUGGUGAUAGCAAUGAUGAUCGACGUAGGCGUCAUCGGCGUCGAAAGCUUAAGAAGAAAUGUAAUCGUCAACAAAAUGGAGCCAGUGGGGCGACUGUGGGAGUGAAUUAUUCGUCAUCAACUGAUGAUGACGAUUCUGACGAUUCAGAUUCUGAUGAUGAGUCUUCUGCUUCAAACGAUGCUGCCACAAACACCACCACUGACGCUUCUACCUCAGAUUCGGAUAGCGCACCACCGCCAUCAACAGUGGUGUCUAAAACUGUCAAUAAAAAUAAUCCCACCACAAAAGUAAACAUUCAUCACAGUAACAAAAAAACUAUCUCUACAUCAUCUACUGGAAACAUGAUCGUUAUUAACGGUGUUACUACAGUAUCUGCAGCUAUGAUUAACAAGCGUCCGUCGGCGGCUGUCGGGCAACUUGGUCAGCAACAACCGACCAAACGUCGCCGUAUGGUUUAUACCACGGAACAACUUCAGAAUCAACAUGUGCAACAACCACGAGUAAUUUACCAGCAGCAGCAAUCACUUUCAAGACCUAGACACCCCCAGCUCCAGCAGCAGUCUAGUCACAGAUCUAGACAACUGGAACAAUUAAAUCAGCUUAGCCAAUCACAGCGUCAACAGCACAUCCUUGCAGCCCAGCAGCAACAACAAAGACUACAGCCGUUAAACAGACGACUACCACCACCCAUUUCGUCGCUACAAUCUUCAACGACUAGAAUAAUACAUCAUCACCUGCCACCUUCGGUAUCUAUUAUGCCAGUUAUAGUCCCCACUACUAAUAGUUCUCAUCAACAGCUACAACGAUUUAAUAAUCGACUGCAAAACCGGCAAAAAAUACAUGCUACUGCUACAGUUUUACCAGUCACUUCUCAGCGAAGAAAUAAUAAUAUUGAAUGCCAACCAACAUCUCUUCCACCUGUCAUAAUAGAAUAUGACGAUGACGAUGACAACCAAGAGUAUGGAUCUGACGAUAAUGGUCGAUAUAAAAAAUCUACGAUGGCAGCAAUUAUGGCUUGCCAAAGACGUGUUUCACGCCAAAAUUUUAACGACGAGCAAAGACAACAGCAAGAAGACGAAGAAAGGCAGCGUCGGUGGUUAGUAGAUGCUUUGCGAUUGGGCGGGUUGGAAGUUACAGCAGUACCUUUAAAUGCAAGUGCUGGUAGUGGAAACAGCGUUGGAAAAGAUGCUAGUGCUGCAGUAACUUCACAACAACGUCGGCGGCAUGGUGUUUCAUUUGAAUCAUUGAUGUCUGCCAACAACGAAAAGUAUAAUGGUGCCAUUAAGAAUGAACUAUGUCAUGGCGGUACUGAUGAUGACUCAAAUGUAGAUUCAGACUCAGAUUCUGUAGUGAUGACCGUGACGCCUGAUGUUGUAUGUUUAUUGAACAAGUCUCAGCAACACCAACAGCAAAUAUCUCAUCAAAGACAGACAUCACCAGGAAGUGGUUCCACAUCAACAACCUUGGUGACAACGAGUCAUCAUCAUCAGCAGCGACGGCGAUCAGCUAACAUGAACCACGGUAGCAUUGGUGGCCAGCAGCAUACUGCAGCAGCUGCAGCGGCAGCAGUUUUACAUGACAAAAUAAAUCGCGCGAUUGAUUCACUGAAACUGCAACAGCAGCAACAAAAGCCAAAUGAAGACAUACAAGUCAGUAAUAAAAGUAACAAUAUAUUAUUGACCGGUUUAGCUAAUCAUGGAAAUCCUAUUAGUGACAAUAAUAAUAGGCAACAGCAAAGACUGCGCAAAAAUGGUGGUGUAAUCCGUCAACAGCAGACCCCGGCCCUGCUGGAUCUCUCUGUUAAGCCAUCAGCGUUUCCAAACACUACAAAGCAACAGAGAUCAAUAUCAACAGUCGUGAACAGCAACCUACAAAAUCAACAAAACCGAAAAGGUCUAAUACCAUUCCAUUCUUCUACCACUUCAGGAUCUUCAACUGCAGCGACUAACCUGGAAAUCACAAUCGUACCUGUUACAACUUCGGCCCCAUCUAAUUCGUUGAGGCUUCUAUCACAGCAGCAACAUAAACGUAACUCGUCAGCAGCAGCACAUAAUAGUAGUGGUUCUGCUUCUAGUUCUUCUGCUCCAAUGACGGUUAGGCAACAACUACAACGUCGGAAUGCAACUGUGGUUUCAACAGCUACUGCAUCGGGGUCCAUUGUAGAUAUGUUAUGUGGAGGCAAAAGUCGAAACCAUCAACAACGUAAUGGUAGUAGUAUGUCUGUAACAACAACAUCCACUAUUACUACUACUUCUUCUUCUUCUUCUUCUUCUACUACUACUCCUUUGCAGCAAAACCAACAGCAGCAAAUGCUCAUAAUAGCUGCUACUGCAAUGGCCGCUGAACAACAACAGAAAACUGAUAAACUUAAGUCACAACAAAAUAAAAAAGAUUAAGAUGAUUAUCCACCAAUUUUUUUCAGUGUAAAACAAUAGUUGAGAAGAUGGAGACAAUUAAAUUUUG
Messenger RNA from Myzus persicae (green peach aphid), 5538 nucleotides. RefSeq lists its product as uncharacterized. Bases 534 to 5471 code for a protein of 1645 amino acids. The record is from RefSeq and is a predicted model, not a curated record. Lineage: Eukaryota; Metazoa; Arthropoda; Insecta; Hemiptera; Aphididae. The transcript has 4 exons.